AGCUCACCUGGGUGGAGUCGCUUCGUGGAUCAUGCCCUUCACCGGCGUAUCUGUCAUCACCGAUGAAGGAGCGCGAGCGCCACGAUCGUCCUCGCCAACCACAAGCAGCAACACCUCCAGCGGCUACCACCUGCUCAUAGUCAAGGGGUACUCGCGCACCAAGAUCAGCACACCGACGGGAGAGUGCAUCAGGUCUCGCCCUUUCAUGGUUGGCGGCUACCUUUGGUGCAUCCAGUACUACCCCAAUGGCGCCAAGUCGGAGAAUGCAGAUUUUAUAUCUCUUUAUCUUGUCAUCAGAAGGGACACCUUGGAAAGAUCAAAAUACCUUAAGGAUGACAGUUUCACCCUCCGCUGUGACAUCGUGGUCGUUGGGGAUGCCAUAAACAGCAUGGACACCGCCACCGCUUUUCCGUCCAUCAAGGUGCCGCCUUCCGACAUGCAACAGCAUUUCAGCGAUCUUCUUCUGGCCGAGGAGGGAACGGACGUGACGUUCAAGGUCGGCAGCGAGACGAUCGCAGCGCACCGGUGUGUGCUGGCGGCCAGAUCUGCCGUCUUCAAGGCAGAGCUCUUUGGCACCAUGAAAGAGGGUACGGCCACUACAAGCGUCAUACAGGUCGACGACAUGGACGCGCAAGUUUUCAGGGCGAUGCUCGGGUUCAUUUACAGUGACUCGCCGCCGGACAUAGAGGAGGAAGAAGAUGCAGAUGUGAUGUGGCGGCACCUACUCAUCGCUGCUGACAGGUAUGAUCUCCGGCGACUAAGGCUGAUGUGUGAAGAGAAGCUGUCCGAGUACGUCGAUGUGUCCACGGCCACGACAAUCUUGACGCUAGCUGAGCAGCACAACUGUCGCGGGCUGAAGGAGACGUGCUUGGAGUUUCUCAACUCUCCUGCAAACCUGCAAAAGGUCAUGGCGACCGGUGGUCUGGAUAGUCUUGCCGCAUGCUGCCCCUCUGUUCUCAAAGAUCUCAUUGCCAAGCUUGCCAGGCUUAAGCAAUAAAAGUAGAGUAAUAUGCUAGUACUUGUUGCUAUCUCAAAACAUGUCGCCAAGAAGUAUUUGAUCCUAGAGAGAUCAGAUACGGGAAUUUUUAUAUUUUCGUCAUAUAGUAUUUGAUCCUGUUGCACAUGGCUG
Messenger RNA from Triticum aestivum (bread wheat), 1129 nucleotides. Its product is annotated as BTB/POZ and MATH domain-containing protein 2-like. Gene Ontology annotation, molecular function: protein binding. Gene Ontology annotation, biological process: protein ubiquitination. Lineage: Eukaryota; Viridiplantae; Streptophyta; Magnoliopsida; Poales; Poaceae. Bases 32 to 997 code for a protein of 321 amino acids. The transcript has 2 exons. The record is from RefSeq and is a predicted model, not a curated record.